AUGACGUACGACUGGAUGAACACGGCAUGGGCCCCCGAGCCGCCCGCCCAGAAGGUUGACUACAGUCUCUCCCCGGCAUUCCACCACAUCCUCCGCCACCUGGGGGUCCGUGAACUGCUGAAUGCUGAGUGCGUCUCCAAGAACUGGAGGGCAGCCAUUCAGUCGGAUGGAGCAGUGUGGCGCGCCCACGCAGAGGGGAGGAUGGACGCCGACGUGAUCGCGGCGACGAGCGAGCUCGUUCACCGUCAGAAAGAGGAGGCAGAGGCCAAGGGCGAGAACAUCAAGGUAGCGCUUUGGCGUACGCUGUGCCGCGAUCACAUCCAUGCGCUUGACACAUGGAAUCGCUCGACACCGAGCCAGCGCCGAGUGGAUCUUCAGGCCACGGCGUACGCCGAGUUGCCCACCGUCGGAGCCAUUGUAGCGCUGGACAGGGACAAGGUCGCUCUGAUGUGCGACAGCUCCCUCAAGACUCUGCACAGUUUCGAGACGUCGUACACCGCCAUCAGGUCGGUGCAGGCUUACUUCAUUGCUCUGCGCUCGAGCAACGGGCUUGGACAGCACCCGCUUCCCCCUCCGACAACUCUGGAGGUGUAUCGCGCUGUCCAGGAGCCUCCUCGGCCUGGCGACAUUCCUGCGCCUGGUGGCCGCCUCGAGCUCGUCCGCAGGCUCGAUGUGGAUGGGAUGUGGGGGUUCAACCUCCACGUCUCGGAGGGUAAGGAGGGCGUGGUCAUCGCCAUGCUCGGUACGCCGGCCCGUCUCGCACAGCGGACUCCAGAUGCGCACUGGCUCGCAGGGCUGGGUCCACUCGAAGUGCACGUCUGGCACCUCGAGGAUGGAACGCGCGACGCCCGCCACAUCGUUUCAGUCCCCGAAGCUGGGCGGAGACAUCAGUCCUUCUGCGUGGCAGGCAAAUUUGUGGUGAUACCCGACGACUUCAAUCUCCACAUCUAUACGAUGGAGGCGUCGCUGGCCGGUAUCAUAAACACCCAUGACCGGCCUUACUCGCAUUCCCUCGGUAACGAGGUUGCCACCCCGAACAUGGCACCAGCUGAGAGGCCGUACACCAAUAUCUGGGAUACGGCUCAUCAGGUGAUUAACUGGGCUGGAAACGCGCCUACCCGCCCCACCAUUGUCGCGACUCGCUCGCAUCUCGUCUAUACCAGCGAGUGCGGGGCCCUGGGCAUCAUCUACGACUACGAAGAGGCCUUCCACAUCCUUUUCAAGAUCCCCGCCUUCCCCGAGCAAAGGCGGAUUCAGGCCGAGGCAGUGAGCGAGUACACUGUCAUGUUCGGGGCUUGGCCCGGCAUAGUCUCUCUCGAGGCGUGUGGCGAGCGCAUCGCGUGCACUACCCGAAACGGUAGCGCAUUCACCUUUGACGCGGCCGACAUCCCCGAGCCGCGGCACGAAUUCACCGAGUAUCCGCUCGAGGAUGUUUUGGCGUGGCGCUCUUGGGUGUUUGACAUGGGCUCGGACUGGCGCCAUCUUCCCAACGCUGACGGGCUGCGUAUUGCGCGUAUCCACAAGCGUGGACUGUCGCUUGUCCCUGGUUCGAUGAUGCGCCACUCCCUUGCGCUCUCUUCCACCGGCAGGAGGGGUCAGCGUUGGUUCGGCAAGACGCUGCUCCUUCGCUGGGGAACGAAUACGAUCGAGAAGUGCUUAGGCAUUCUCUAG
Molecule: messenger RNA, 1671 nt
Organism: Cutaneotrichosporon cavernicola
Lineage: Eukaryota; Fungi; Basidiomycota; Tremellomycetes; Trichosporonales; Trichosporonaceae
Exons: 4
Coding region: 1-1671 (556 amino acids)
Molecular function (GO): protein binding
Source: RefSeq, a predicted model, not a curated record